This is a messenger RNA of Fonsecaea nubica, 933 nucleotides long. RefSeq lists its product as hypothetical. The record is from RefSeq and is a predicted model, not a curated record. NCBI's taxonomy places the organism in Eukaryota, Fungi, Ascomycota, Eurotiomycetes, Chaetothyriales, Herpotrichiellaceae. The transcript has a single exon. Bases 1 to 933 code for a protein of 310 amino acids.
AUGGGAGGACCAUAUCCCCCGACAACGGCCGCCAUAGGUGGCGUACCGACGGUUGGCACCGAUAUCCCAGCAGGCGCUGUCCUCCUCCUUUUCUAUGUCUGCUUUGCAGCCACGAACAUGACCAUCUUUCAGCUCAAUCGCCGGAGGAAUCACAAGUUCAUCCCAUCGGCGCUCCUGUUCGGCUUUUGUAUGGCCAGGACAGCCACUCUGUGUCUGCGGAUUGGGUGGGCGACAACGCCGCAUGAUAUUCAACUGGCGAUAGCGGCACAAAUCUUUGUGAACGCAGGCAUAUUGAUCAUCUACAUCAUCAACCUGAUCCUCGCACAACGCAUACUGCGAGCAUCACAGCCACAAAUUGGAUGGAAUCCAGUCCUGCGAGCCGCAUACAAGUUGUUGUACAUCGCCAUCGGGGCAGCACUCGUCAUGGUCAUCACAUCCGUUGUCCUCUCAGUGUACACGCUCAAUCCGCACACCAAAUCUGUUUGUCGAGAUAUCCAGCUCGCGGCGAUCACCUACCUAUUCUUUUUCACCUGCCUCCCCGUCAUCCAUACUGCAUUAGCGGUCCUUUUGCCAUCGUCGAGAGAUGCGGAGAAUUUCGGCCAGGGCAGCAUGAGGAGCAAGUUGGUCAUUGUUACCUCUUCGGCCUGUUUAUGUAUGUUGAUAGCAGGCUUCAAAACUGGCAUCACCUGGGAGUCCCCGCGACCAGCCACCAAUCCACCUUGGUAUGACUCCAAAGCCUGCUUCUAUGUCUUCAACUUCAUGCUCGAGAUCAUCAUACUUUUUAUCUUGACGUUCAGUCGAAUUGACAAGCGAUUCUUCAUUCCAAAUGGGUCGACAAAGCCUGGAGAUUACAGUCGAAUUUUGGAAGAAGGUGAACAGAAGACGGAACAUGCCUCAUGGUACGCUUCGCCACAAGAAACCGAGAAGUGCUGA